AGCAGCGUCGCCCGUAAGCUGAAAAGCUGGCCAGCACAAUGGGAAAAAAACAGAACAAGAAGAAAGUGGAAGAGGUCUUAGAGGAAGAGGAGGAGGAAUAUGUGGUGGAGAAGGUCCUGGAUCGGCGAGUGGUAAAAGGCAAAGUGGAAUAUCUGCUGAAGUGGAAAGGCUUCUCGGAUGAAGAUAACACAUGGGAACCAGAGGAGAACCUCGACUGCCCAGACCUCAUUGCAGAGUUCCUUCAGUCCCAGAAAACCGCACACGAGAGCGAGAAGUCUGAGGGAAGCAAACGCAAAGCGGAGUCUGACACGGAGGAUAAAGGGGAGGAAAGCAAACCAAAGAAGAAGAAGGAGGAGUCGGAGAAACCGCGAGGCUUCGCUCGGGGAUUUGAGCCAGAACGAAUCAUCGGUGCCACGGAUUCCAGCGGGGAGCUCAUGUUCCUGAUGAAGUGGAAGAACUCUGACGAGGCCGACCUGGUCCCUGCUAAGGAAGCCAACAUCAAGUGCCCCCAGGUGGUCAUCUCCUUCUAUGAGGAAAGGUUGACAUGGCAUUCCUACCCCUCAGAGGACGAUGACAAGAAAGAGGACAAGAAUUAAACCCCUGGCACCCGCUCUGGCCAGCUUUUGUGUAAAGAUCUGAACUGUGGGUUUGAGCAAAGAGGGAGAAAACGCAGCUCUGCUCGGUUGGGAGCGUAGAGAUGGCUGGAGAAGAUGCCCUUUGAAGAGACCAGUAUGGUUUCUGUGCCCUGCAGCUGCUCAACUGCUUUAUGCAGCUUCAUGCUGUGUCCAGAUUCAAACCAGCCCGGCUCAAU
Messenger RNA from Antrostomus carolinensis (chuck-will's-widow), 811 nucleotides. It is a transcript of the gene CBX1, whose product is annotated as chromobox 1. The transcript is spliced from 4 exons. Lineage: Eukaryota; Metazoa; Chordata; Aves; Caprimulgiformes; Caprimulgidae. The record is from RefSeq and is a predicted model, not a curated record. Gene Ontology annotation, cellular component: nucleus. The coding region runs from base 39 to 596 and encodes 185 amino acids.